Molecule: messenger RNA, 792 nt
Organism: Hibiscus syriacus
Lineage: Eukaryota; Viridiplantae; Streptophyta; Magnoliopsida; Malvales; Malvaceae
Product: VIN3-like protein 2
Biological process (GO): epigenetic regulation of gene expression; vernalization response
Source: RefSeq, a predicted model, not a curated record
UUGCCUGCUCAUUUUUUUUCUUCAUGAAGUUUUUAUCUUUUUCGUUACAGGCUUCAGAAAGUUUGGAUUUUGAUGGUAAUGUAGGUGUUGUGUUGACGGCUCCCCUUUUAUUCAGCUUUCGUUCCAAUGGAUUCCUCUUUCGAGGGAGUUACUCUUGAUCCAUCAAAAUGUAGUGAAUUGAGUAUGGAUGAAAAGAGAGAGCUAGUCUAUGAAUUAUCAAAGAGGACAAGCAGGGCCCCUGAAAUGCUACAAUCAUGGAGCCGUCAGGAGAUUUUGCAGAUCUUAUGCGCUGAGAUGGGGAAGGAAAGGAAAUACACUGGCUUGACAAAGCUGAAAAUUAUAGAAAACCUUUUGAAAAUUGUAGCUGAAAAGAAUUCGGGAGAUCAGGAGGGUGUGACGGAGCCUGAAUUGCAAUCUUCCCCAACAAAUGGCCAGAAAACAUCCAAAAGGCAAAGGAAGGCUGAUCAUCCGUGUCGACUGCCUGUUCCGGUGAAUGAUCUUCCGAUCAAUAAUGGUGGAAAUGACACGACCAAUGCUGUUUAUUGUAAAAACUCAGCUUGCAGGGCUAGCUUGAGACAAGAAGAUAUUUGCAAGAGGUGUUCCUGCUGCAUCUGUUAUAAGUUUGAUGACAACAAGGAUCCUAGCCUGUGGUUAAUUUGCAGCUCAGAGCCUCCUUUCCAGAACAAUUCCUGUGGCAUGUCAUGUCAUCUUGAGUGUGCUUUAAAACAUGAGAAUUCUGGUUUUCUGAAAGAUAAACGGCAUGCAGGACUUGAUGGUAGCUUUUAUGUGUAG